Molecule: messenger RNA, 1117 nt
Organism: Phalaenopsis equestris
Lineage: Eukaryota; Viridiplantae; Streptophyta; Magnoliopsida; Asparagales; Orchidaceae
Product: DNA topoisomerase 1-like
Exons: 6
Coding region: 170-1117 (315 amino acids)
Source: RefSeq, a predicted model, not a curated record
CCCUAAAAUAGUUUCGUGCAAAUCAAAAGCGGUUCACGUUUCUGUGAAUCUUAACCCUCUCCCGUCCACUUCGCUUCCACGUUUCCGAGCUCCUGUUCUUCGGUUGCUUACAACCCUUACGUGUUUGCAGUAAAGCGAACGAUAUUUCUCGAGUUUUUCCUGUAGAAAAAUGAUCGAAGAAGCAAAGCAUGCCGUGAAGAAAGAAGAGGAAGACGACCUCGACGGUCCCAUUUCUGCUAUCAGUCGCAAAUCCUUGAAGAAGAUGGAACCGAUAUUCAAGGAUCGGUUAGACGACGACGACGAUGUUCCGCUUGCUUUUUCUACGACGAAGAAGAAUAAGCCCUCCAAUUAUUCCAAGAUGAAGAAAGAAGAGCCCGAAGAUGAUGAAGACGAAAAGCCAUUGAAGAAGAUGGAAGGUCUGAAGAAAAGGUUAUCUGAUUCACCUAAGGUUAAGAAGGAAGAGCGCGAAGAUGAUGACGACGAAAUGCCUCUGAAGAAAAAAGCAGUUUUGAAGAACGUUUCUAAACCUAAAAUUGUGAAAAAAGAAGCUCUUAUGGAUUCUGAAAAAGAAGAUGAAGGCAAUAAGAAGAGUAGAAAGAGGAAAAGGACGGAAGAAAAGAGGACCGUGGUGAAGUCGAGAAAAGUUGAAGCUUCCAAAGAGAAGUUUAGGAAUGAUAAGAAAGAAAAGAAAGCGUAUGAACUUCCAGGUCAGAAGCACGACCCGCCAGAGUUGAGAGAUCCACUGAGGAUUUUCUAUGAAACCCUUUACGAGAAAGUGCCUACAAGCGAAAUGGCUGCAAUAUGCGCACUUCAUCAACGUGCAGAAGCCAAGGAUAUUGAGACCCUUCUCCAGAUCCGACAGGGAGAGAAUGAAACCCUACGGGCUUACAUCACUGACUUCCAGAAGAAAAUGCUGGAGGUAAAGAACCCGGAGCCUCAUCGCUUGGACCGCCCUGAAGCAGGAAAUCCACAACAAGGGAUUCUGAUACAACCAGAUCUACUCAAACCAAAGACUUUCGGGGAGGUCUUGGAAUUGGCUAACAACCACAUUGAUGCUGAGGAAGACCCUAUGGACUUUUCGAAAACUAAACCAGGGUCAUUUGGUCGUCUGUUUUAG